Akanthomyces muscarius is the source of this 1677-nucleotide messenger RNA. RefSeq lists its product as uncharacterized. The record is from RefSeq and is a predicted model, not a curated record. The transcript is spliced from 2 exons. The coding region runs from base 1 to 1677 and encodes 558 amino acids. Lineage: Eukaryota; Fungi; Ascomycota; Sordariomycetes; Hypocreales; Cordycipitaceae.
AUGCUUCAUUCGACAUGGCCGCGUCUCCCGAGCGCGGCCAUAUGCUGCUGUCCCAGGGGUGCACGGCUGUACUCGCGGCACAGCUCCGACCGCACCCUUCCGGACAGACCCAACUACGGCACCACACCGCGAGCCAAAACAUGGACAAACGACCGUCGUGACAAGUUGAAGAGGGCUACACCGCGAUCCAACGCCGCUGUGCAGCAACAGCACCAAGCGGAGCGCAACUGGCGCAAGAGGCUGGUGGAGGGAAGGCUGUCGCCGAAAGAGCAAAGGAUGGUGGCGCUGAUGGCGGAUCUAGACCUGCUGAGAACUACAGAUGCAGAAACUGCGGGCACCAACGAAACAGAGCCCGGGAGCACGGCAAACCAGGAAACAGAAACUGUCGCAAGUUCAGACCGCGAGGCUGACGGGAGCCAAUGGUCACUGCUGAAAAGACGUCAACGAGGUGCCGAGACAGAGUCUGCUACGGAGAAUGCCCGAGACCUGAACAGGAGUGAUACGAUAACGACGAGCACCGAAAAAUGGCCGUUGCUGAAUAGACGGGAACCAAGCUACGGAUACAUGGAGCCUGUGGACACACCUCUGGACGAUUCGAGACAAUCGGAAGCUAUACCGUUGGACGACUCAAGGGAAUUAGUUACAGCACCCCCGGAAGACUCUAUGGAUUUGGUGGCAGCGACCCGCGAAGCGCUUGCCAAGAAAGAAAACGUCACAGUCUCAAAGUCACAUACCAUGAUCCGCAUCGACGGCCUGAGCACCAACGUCCACGCGUCCGACUUUUACCGCAUCGCCGAGACCGACCUGUCCAAAUGGAACCAGUCCAUCAAGAAAGUGCAGCAAGUACGUGACGGCAUGACGCUGGAGGCCACCGGCACCUACCACAUUACCUUUUCCACCGCCAUGGCCGCGACCGCCUACGCCGCGCGCUUCCAGCGGCUGCACGCGCUCGCCCAGAUCAAGGCGCGCUCCCGGACCGGCCUCUGGCGGAGCGAAGUGCCCCCUACAUUACUGCCGCCCGACCGCGAAGGCGGCGCAGCCACCGCGCAGGAGAGCCUCGAGGCGGAGCUCGCGCAGCUCAGCAUCGCGCCCGGCGUGCAGGACGUUGUGCUCGAGCACCGCCGCGUGGCCGCCGGGCCCGAGGGCCACAAGAUCCGCAGCCUCGUCGCGCGCGACGGCCUCGGCGAGCGUCCCGCCGUCGUGCUCCUCGACGUCGCCCCGCCGCCCGCCUCGCCCGAGCGCGUCCGCGACGCCGUCCGGCAGCACGGCCAGCGCGCGCGCGGCUCCUGGGGUCUCGCGCGCGCGCACCCCGUCGCCGGCAACCUGCACCAGCAGCUGCAGCGGCUCGCCGCCAGCCUUGCUGCUGCCCAGACCGCCCAACAAGACGCAGAGCAUGACAACGACGACGACGGGGUCCAGGUCGAGGUCGACGAGGCGCAGCGCCAAGCGGCCGAGAAGCAGCGCAGGGCCACGCUGCGCAAGAGGGAAGGCCUGCGCCGCGUCGCGCAGCACAUGGAGGGCGCCGCGCUGCGGCGCUUCGUGGUCGCGUUUCGCGACGUCGCCGAGGCGCAGCGCUUUCAUCGCCUCUGGAACGGCCGGUGGCUGGGCGGAUACGACACGCCGCCGCCGCCGGGGGCGCCGCGGCACUUUGUACGCACGCAGGUGGUUGAGUAUUAA